CAGCCUCCCCGCGCAGGGCGGGGCUGGGCGGCCGGCGCCGGCCCAGGCUGCGGCUCCCCCGGGUCAGGUAGGGCUCCCCGGGUCGGGGGAGGACCCUGCCGCCUCGGAGCCGAGCUGCGCGGCCGCGGCGACCGCAGGCAGAUGUGGGAGCCGCGGUCCCCAGAGAGCAAGUCUCCCCGCGGGUGCUGGGGCCCCGGGGACCGGAUGCUUGUGACGGGGUCGGUGGGCCGCGCCUUCGCCCUGCAGAAACCCAAGUCUUUACACCCCGCCGGGACCGUGCCCGGCCCCGGUGCCACUCGGAGGAGGGCCUCAGCCAGCCCCGCGCUGCCCGCCCGGCAUGGCCACACGGCGCUGCUGCCCGCCUGUCUGGGGACCCGGCGCCCCCAGCCCCGGCCCUGAGAGGCCCACCCAGGCGCUCCGGCUCUGCGGCACGCGGGUGCACCGGGCUGCUCCGAGCAAGAGCCACUGAGGCCAUGGGCGGGAGCCCCGCCAGCCUCUCCCGCGGCCUGCCCUGAGACCCACGUCGGGGCCUCCCCCGCCCCAGGCACUGACUGACCCUGCACAGCCGCCGCCCCCCCAGCCCCCACCAUGUGUGAGGUGAUGCCCACAAUCAAUGAGGGGGACCCCCUGGGCCCCCCCCACGGCGCCGAGGCCGACGCCAACUUUGAGCAGCUGAUGGUGAACAUGCUGGACGAGCGCGAGAAGCUGCUGGAGUCCCUUCGGGAGAGCCAGGAGACCUUGGUGGCCACCCAGAGCCGACUCCAGGAGGCCCUGCACGAGCGGGACCAGCUCCAGCGGCACCUGAACUCCGCCCUGCCCCAGGAAUUCGCCACCUUAACCCGGGAGCUGAGCCUGUGUCGGGAGCAGCUCCUGGAGCGGGAGGAGGAGAUAUCCGAGCUGAAGGCAGAGCGGAAUAACACCAGGUUGCUUCUGGAACACCUGGAGUGCCUGGUGUCCCGCCAUGAGCGGUCACUGCGCAUGACCGUGGUGAAGCGUCAGGCCCAGUCCCCUUCCGGGGUCUCCAGCGAGGUGGAGGUGCUGAAGGCCCUCAAGUCCCUGUUCGAGCACCACAAGGCCCUGGAUGAGAAGGUGCGAGAGCGGCUCCGGGCGGCCCUGGAGCGAGUUGGCACCUUGGAAGAAGAGCUGGCAGGGGCCCACCAGCAGGUGUCUGCCCUGCAGCAGGGGGCAGGCCUGCGGGAUGGAGCGGCCGAAGAGGAGGGGACCGUGGAGCUGGGCCCCAAACGCCUGUGGAAGGAGGCUGCGGGCCGCGUGGAGGAGCUGCAGGAGCUGCUGGAGAAGCAGAACUUCGAGCUGAGCCAGACGCGAGAGCGGCUGAUCGCUCUGACGGCGGCCGUGGCCGAGCUGGAGGAGGACCUGGGCACGGCCCGCCGGGACCUCAUCAAGUCAGAGGAGCUGAGCAGCAAGCAUCAGCGGGACCUCCGUGAGGCUCUGGCCCAGAAGGAGGACAUGGAGGAGCGAAUCACCACCCUGGAGAAGCGCUACCUGGCCGCUCAGCGGGAGGCCACGUCCAUCCAUGACCUCAACGACAAGCUGGAGAAUGAGCUGGCCAAUAAGGAGUCCCUGCACCGCCAGUGCGAGGAGAAGGCCCGGCACCUGCAAGAGCUGCUGGAGGUGGCCGAGCAGAAGCUGCAGCAGACCAUGCGCAAGGCGGAGACGCUGCCCGAGGUGGAGGCCGAGCUGGCGCAGAGAAUCGCGGCCCUCACCAAGGCUGAGGAGCGGCACGGCAAUAUCGAGGAGCACCUGCGGCAGCUGGAGGGGCAGCUGGAGGAGAAGAACCAGGAGCUGGCCAGGGUGCGCCAGCGGGAGAAGAUGAACGAGGACCACAAUAAGCGGCUGUCUGACACUGUGGACCGGCUGCUGAGCGAGUCCAAUGAGCGCCUGCAGCUCCACCUCAAGGAACGCAUGGCUGCCCUGGAGGAGAAGAACACUCUGAUCCAGGAGCUGGAGAGUUCGCAGCGGCAGAUCGAGGAGCAGCACCAUCACAAGGGCCGCCUGUCUGAGGAGAUUGAGAAGCUACGGCAGGAGGUGGACCAGCUGAAGGGCCGAGGGGGACCGCUUGUGGAUGGUCCCCACUCCAGGUCCCACGUGGGCAGUGCGGCAGAAGUGCGCUUCUCCCUGGGCGCCCACGGGCCCCCCAGCCUGCAUCGGCGCUACGCGGCGCUGCGGGAAGGGUCCGCCAAGGACUGGGAGGCGACUCCACUGCCCGGGGUGCUGGCCUCCACCACCACCCCUGCCUUUGACAGUGACCCUGAGAUCUCCGACGUAGACGAGGACGAAGCAGGGGGUCUGGUGGGCUCCAUGGAUGCCGUCUCUCCUGGCGGCCACUCGGAUGCUCAGACUCUGGCCAUGAUGCUCCAGGAGCAGCUGGAUGCGAUCAAUGAGGAGAUCAGAAUGAUCCAAGAAGAGAAGGAGUCCACGGAGCUCCGAGCAGAGGAGAUCGAGACGCGGGUGACCAGCGGCAGCAUGGAGGCCCUCAACCUGCCGCAGCUGCGCAAGCGCGCCUCCAUCCCCACCUCCCUGACGGCCCUGUCCCUGGCCAGUGCCUCGCCGCCCCUCAGUGGGCGCUCCACCCCGAAGCUCACCUCUCGCAGUGCUGCCCAGGACCUGGACCGCAUGGGGGUGAUGACCCUGCCCAGUGACUUGAGGAAGCACAGGAGGAAGCUGCUGUCGCCAGUGUCUCGGGAAGAGAACCGAGAGGAUAAAGCCACCAUAAAAUGUGAGACUUCCCCUCCUUCCUCACCCAGGACGCUGCGGCUCGAGAAGCUCGGCCACCCAGCCCUGAGCCAGGAGGAAGGCAAGAGCGCCCUGGAGGACCAGGGGAGCAACCCCAGCAGCAGCAACAGCAGCCAGGACUCCCUGCACAAGGGCGCCAAGCGCAAGGGCAUCAAGUCGUCCAUCGGCCGCCUGUUUGGGAAGAAGGAGAAGGGCCGCUUCAUCCAGCUGAACCGCGACGGGACCGCGGGCCAAGUUCUGCUCACAGACUCCGAGCUCAGUCUGCAGGAGCCCCUGGUGCCCGCCAAGCUGGGGACCCAGGCCGAGAAGGACCGGCGGCUGAAGAAGAAGCACCAGCUGCUUGAAGAUGCCCGCAGGAAAGGGACACCCUUUGCCCAGUGGGACGGCCCCACGGUGGUCUCCUGGCUGGAGCUCUGGGUGGGCAUGCCUGCCUGGUAUGUGGCGGCCUGCCGGGCCAAUGUCAAGAGUGGCGCCAUCAUGUCGGCGCUGUCCGACACGGAGAUCCAGCGUGAGAUCGGCAUCAGCAACGCCCUGCACCGGCUCAAGCUCCGGCUGGCCAUCCAGGAGAUGGUGUCCCUGACCAGCCCCUCUGCGCCACCCACCUCCAGGACUUCUUCCGGGAACGUGUGGAUCACUCAUGAAGAGAUGGAAACUCUGGCGACAUCCACUGAAACCGACAGUGAGGAGGGCAGCUGGGCUCAGACUCUGGCCUACGGGGACAUGAACCACGAGUGGAUCGGUAACGAGUGGCUGCCCAGCCUGGGGCUCCCCCAGUACCGCAGCUACUUCAUGGAGUGCCUGGUGGACGCGCGCAUGCUGGACCACCUCACCAAGAAGGACCUGCGGGUCCACCUGAAGAUGGUGGACAGCUUUCACCGCGCCAGUCUCCAAUAUGGCAUCAUGUGUCUGAAGAGGCUGAACUAUGACCGGAAGGAGCUGGAGAAGAGGCGGGAGGAAAGUCAGCACGAGAUCAAGGAUGUGCUGGUCUGGACCAACGACCAGGUGGUGCGCUGGGUGCAGUCCAUCGGGCUCCGGGACUACGCGGGGAACCUGCACGAGAGCGGGGUGCACGGGGCCCUGCUGGCCCUGGACGAGAACUUCGAUCACAACACGCUGGCCCUGGUCCUGCAGAUCCCCACACAGAACACCCAGGCUCGCCAGGUGAUGGAAAGAGAGUUCAACAACCUGCUGGCCUUGGGCACUGACCGGAAGUUGGAUGAUGGGGAGGACAAGGUGUUCCGCCGCGCGCCCUCCUGGAGGAAACGCUUCAGGCCGCGGGAGCAGCACAGCGGCCUGCUCAGCGCCUCGGCCGACACGCUCCCCGCCGGCUUCCGCGUGGCCCCGCUGGGCUCCCUGGCGGCCGCCGCGCCCAAGAAGCUGCUGCCCGAAGCCGGGACGGCGGGGCCGCAGAGACUCGAGCCCUCCACGGUCCGGACCUACUCCUGCUGACCCCGCCUCCCGCCCCGCGCGCGGCUCGGGCUCACUCCCACUAUCUCUACGGACACAUGCUCUCUGCCUUCCGCGACUAGCCGCAGGGCCCAGGGCCGAGUCCUCGUCCUGGCCUCACCCUCCUGCUCGGUCCCCUUCCUCCCGUGGCCCCCAGUCUCCAUGCUGACUGUCCAGUAGGCCUGGAUCCCCACAUAUACUCGCCCUCCCCGACUCCCAACACCCCAGUCCCACUGUGUGUGCUUUGUAAGUUUCCUGUGGACGGGUGGGGGCUCCUGGCCCGAGGCCCCCCACUCCCCAGCUGUCCCUGUCUGGGAUUCAGGGGCCAGGAGAGGAGGGAGCCCCAGGGCGGGUGUGACGCCCCUCCCCCUCUCUGGACCCCACCUGGUCUGAACUGUGACCUCCACCAGAGACCAGUACAUCACGCCAAGGGCUGGGACCGCCCUUCCCCAAAUGGGCAACUUCGACUCUACCUUGCCUGGGCUGUGUGGCCCCCUGGGCCCUAGCCACGUCCUGGCUCUUCCAGAGGGGGGGGCGGCGAGAGCUGGUUGGGUCACCUCCUGGCAUUGGCCUAACCUCGGCUCGUGGCUCCAGGACCCCUGCGGGGCUGCCUGGGGGGGGGGGGGGGGGGACCCGAGGAGGCCGAGGUGGCAGGGCCAGGUGCUAGCUUAAGCCGAAUCCCACACAUGAGUUUGGGAAGGACCUGAGAGAAAUGGCCCCCCGGGCUGUGGGCCUCAGGUAAGACGGGGGCGCUCGCCCUCGUGCGCAGUGAGAGGCGUAGGAGGCCCAAACAGUAGCCGGGCUGAUACUGGAGGGGUCGCCGAUGGCCUGUGCAGCCUUAAGUGGGCCCCGGGCAUGCUGCCUGCAGGCCCCUUCAGCAGGGCCACUGCUGGGCAGAGGCGGGGCGGCUCCUCUCUGGGGGGGUGCAGAACAGAGCCAGCGCCCCUCCCCUGCUGUCUGUCCCCCGACAGUCUCUAGAAAUCUCCGCCCCGGAAGAACAUACCUUACACAACCAGGUUCACCAUCCUGGGACCUUAACAUCAGACUGGGGCUGGGGGCAGUUUCUCUGCCUUCAGGGGGAAGUGACCAGGCACAGAGGCCCCAGUGCCGGUAAACAGCGGUUCCGACACGGAAGCCCCAGUGCUGGUGACAGGGGUUCUGGUGCUGCUUGUCCCCCGCGUCACCCCACAAAGGCUCGGGGCUCGUGGGUGUGAGUUCUGUACAGACGCUUCGUGGCCACCAGGGUCCUGGUUGGGUAGAAACGUCCUUCCCAACAGGUCUCCGCUCCCUGCUCCCGUAAACCGGCCACGGCCUCGAGGGGGACCUGGCUCAGGCUGAGCUAAUGCGACCUGCGCCCAGCUAAGCGGGAGGAGGCCUGUCUGGGGCGUGUCCCCCCGGGAGGACCGUGCUUUCCUGCCGAAGGAGCAGCUGGCAGCCGCACCGUCCCGGCUCUGAGCCAGGCUGGGCUGGUCGGUGGGCCCCAACGUCAGAGCACCCGGAUAGGGCAGUGCCAGCUCAGCCUUCGGUGGCUGUUUGGUAGAGAGAGAGCCAGCAGAGUGGGCAGGGGGAGCAGCCCCCAGCCCUGCUCCAGUCCUGCCCUCCUGGCCUGGCUGAAUCUGACAUGAAUUAUCAGGACAGAAAGUGGGUGCGAGGAUACGGAGACACCCCAGAUUCCUCAGGGGCCGCGGGAUGCCCAGACUCCCGGGGGAGCUGGAAGGACUAACUCAGGGGGAGAUCCCACCGGUUCUGGGUCGCACGGUCACAGGCAGCAGCUGGGGCAGGGGGGGCCCUGGCCAGUAUCGCAGGGGCUGAUGGGAGAAGGUGCCUGCACGUACGACUGUGGAAGGCAGGUCUGGACGUAGCCUCAGACAGUUUUCGGUUUUGUUUUAUUUUUUAACUUGGACCCCGUGACCCAAGCCCCCCACCAGCCCUCUUGCACCUGUCAGGCCCCUUCCUAGUACUGUGCAGGCUCAGUGCACUGGGAGUAUGUGUGUGUAUGUGUGUGUGCGUGUGCGAGUGCGAGUGCGAGUGUGAGUGUGCGUGUGGGUGUGGAAGUACCAAUAAACAGCCUGGUUUUACGACAACCUA
Molecule: messenger RNA, 6288 nt
Organism: Sorex araneus (European shrew)
Lineage: Eukaryota; Metazoa; Chordata; Mammalia; Eulipotyphla; Soricidae
Gene: PPFIA4
Product: PTPRF interacting protein alpha 4
Exons: 32
Coding region: 589-4203 (1204 amino acids)
Biological process (GO): synapse organization
Cellular component (GO): presynaptic active zone
Molecular function (GO): protein binding
Source: RefSeq, a predicted model, not a curated record